AAUGACGUACAAUGACACCGGAAGUACUGUGGUGUUCCCGGAAGCCUCAAGCGACAGGAGCUCAAUGUGACAUUUCAGACCUGUUAUUUGCGAUCUGUUAAAGAGGAAUAACAAUGUUUCUUACUACUGUGAACCUUGCCAAGAGCAAAUCCAAGACAUUGCUGGUUCAAAUGGUGAGUGCUGCUGGCACCGGUUAUUCUUUUAACACCAAAAGAGGACGACUGAGAGAAAAACUGGUUUUGCGGAAGAAUGACCCCAUAGUGAACAAACAUGUCCUGUUCUUUGAAAAGAAGAAGGUACGAUCUCUCUAAAAUGGAAGAGACUCCCACCGAUAGCUGAUAGACACUAUGGAACCUUUAAAGUGGAAUGAAAGAACUGCUACAGAAUGGUAAUGAAUGAAACAACUAUGAAGGAAGAAGUGCUGUGUGGACCACUGGUGUUAUGAUACCAUAAAGGAGAUAUAUAUCCUGUCAGGACAAUGUGCUGUUAAGACCAUUUAGAAAGAAGCGCAUUAUGUUGGAUUUGUUUGGUUGUUUUGCUUCCUUUUUUGUACCAAGUCAACGUUUUGACCUACUGUAAAUAAUCAACCACCUACACAAUGACAGAUUCCUUUAGGCUAAAGGGAAAUGUUUGAAUAAUUACCCUGCAAAAGGUAUUUAAUAAAAAAAAAUGUGAGAACAUGUACAUAAUUGUUAUCAAGUAAAAAAGAGAUGAUGAAAAUGAUGAGAGUUUUUGAUGCAUUGAUUUAU
Messenger RNA from Danio rerio (zebrafish), 749 nucleotides. It is a transcript of the gene mrpl33, whose product is annotated as mitochondrial ribosomal protein L33. Lineage: Eukaryota; Metazoa; Chordata; Actinopteri; Cypriniformes; Danionidae. Gene Ontology annotation, cellular component: cytoplasm; ribosome; mitochondrion. Gene Ontology annotation, molecular function: structural constituent of ribosome. The record is from RefSeq and is marked validated. Gene Ontology annotation, biological process: translation.